AUGCCGCCGCCCUCGCCGCCCGAGGCUGUGGCAGAGCGAAAAGACCAGGCGCGACCAUCGGGGUGGUCGCGCGAGGCCCCGCCAGCGAGAUUUCGUCCGUGGGGUGCGCCAAGAUCGCAUGAGUGGCCGCGUGACCAUGAGCGGCCACGCUCGAAAAAGCAUCGUGGCUAUCGCUCGUCGCGUGGCGACCAUGCCUAUUAUGACUACGAUCAAGCAGGCUUGAACCAGAUGCAGGCAUCGCGCUCGUAUAUGCAAGAACAGGAUGCCAAUGUCACAGAGGAUCUAUAUGGUGAGCCGGAAGUGGACGUGAAGCGCACGACGGCCAAGGAGCCCGAGGGACACAUGGACGAGCGUCCCAAUGAGAGUCGGCUCGGUGCCACGGAGAAAGAGGCGCCCCUCGCGUACGACUCUGCAGAGACACACGAUGCCCAAGAUAGCACACCCGUCCCCAAACCUGCCGAGCAGCCGAUCGACUCUGAGGCGCGCGAGUCCCUCGAGGCGUUGCCGCCACCUACCACAGACGGCCCACGCGUCGAGUCAGAGCCAGCGCCGCCUGAGACUUCAGAAGAAAAUGCGAACGUGCCAGCGCCAUCGAAGGAGGCUCCAGAAGAACGCCCCCCUGCAUCUCAGCCGGAGCCUGCCCCGCAAACUGAUGUGCCGAAAGAGCAGGCGCCAGAGCUGCCUGCCGAGUCUCCUCCCACCCAUCCUGAAGAUCCAGCUGCUUUCUCCCCGACAGAGGAUGACGAAACAGAGCGUAUGCAGCGCGUCGUGCAUGCACUGACCCAGCAGUUGGUGCUGCGGUACCCAUGGUCGGAUGCGCACACGCACACGAUUCUGGAAGAAAAUCAUCGAGUCACUGCGUCGCUACGUGUGCCUGCGAUGCUAGGUCUUCAGAAACCAGCUCAGGUGCAGCGGCCUGUGGAGAAAAGCGCUGUCGACGAAUACCUCUACCGCCAGAUCCGCGAGCAAAAAGAGACGCAGCGCAUCAAACUUGUGCAGCUGCGGAACGAGUACCGUGCCAAGCACCAGGCAUGGAGCCAAUACUGUGCAUCGCUGGAUCGCGAGCGUGAGCGCCGUGCUUCGGCGACGUCCACGACGCCGCAGGAUGAGACGCCAGGGAAGGCGUGGAUGCCGACGACGCGCUCUUUCCGACGCGGUGGGCUUGGCUCGAGCGGAUUCGGAGAUGCCGUGCGCUCUGAGGCCGAGUUCCAGGAGAUCUUGGCAUCGCUCGAGAAUGCCGAGAUGCAGGACCCCGUCGCGCGAGCCGCUCGUACAUCGGCGACCGUGCCGGAUAUGUGCCUGGACCCACAGCCCCAGCUCGACGUCGACAAUGGCUAUGUGGCUGACUCGACACGUUUUUACUUUGGCGGCUUCGACCCUGACGUGUGGAGCGAAGAGGAGCGAAACAUCUUUGCGCGGCGCUACGUGUUGUACCCGAAGCAGUUUGGACGCAUCGCCGAAAAGCUACCGCACAAAACGCCGAAUCAGUGUGUUGCUUUCUACUACCUGCACAAGCACUUGGCUGGCUACAAGGCGCUACUAAAUGCGCGUCAUCGUGAGCGCCGCAAAAAGACCAAGUCGAAGCCGAAAAAGUCCAAGGGAAGUGCGCUCAUCACCGAUAUUGCUGCCACGGAAGCCGAGCAGAAGGAGGGAGAGGCAGACGAGGAGCGCUCUGGUAAGCGCCCCUCGGACGAGCCGCCGCCGCGUGCCAAAAAGUCACGCACCAAGCAGCGCGAGUCGUCGCCACCAGCUGAAACCGAGCUGGAGCGCGAUUUGGCCGCAGCCGAGGCACUCGAGGCACUCGCGACGCUCGCGACGCCUGCGCCAGAGCCGAAGAAGCGGCGCUCUGUCGGCACGGACGAGCCCAAGAGCCGCUCGCGUGGACCGCACUGGUCCAUGUCGGAGCGUGCCGAGUUUCUGCGUCUACUCGCCAUCUACGGCAAGGAUUGGAAUGCCCUGGCCGCCGCCUUCCCGGCCAAGACACCCGCACAGACGCGCAACUUUUUCGCACGCCACGCCAGCGAAAGCACCUACUUUCAAGAGGCUGCUGCCCUCGCUCAGCGCCAUGCUACAGAGUCCUGGGAAGAGAAAUCGCGUGCGGCUUUGGCGUUCGUUCAGGCGUGGUACGAUGCCCUGCCCGAGGGCGCGUCGAAGGCCUCUAUCACAUCGUGGCCGAGCCCAUCCAUGCCGCCACCGCCAGCGCCUCGGGAGCUCGUACCGAAGGACGAGCCUGCUCCUACGCCGCCGCCGCAGCAGCAGCAGCAGCCUGCGCAUGCCGAGGCAGCUGACGACGACGAAACGGACGAUGAGGGACAGAGCUCUACGCGGAUCCCCAUGAGGAUGCCAGAUACCCACGUGGCUCGGAUGUCGUACACACCGCCGCCACCGCCACCGACGCCACCGACGCCACGAACGAGUGUCGUGCCCGUCCCGUCAGCGCCACCGUCUAUGUCCUAUGCUGCAUACGGCCCGCCGCGCCCAGUGCAUCAUCCCAUGCACGCCUCUCCAGCAUUGAAUAUGUACUAUCGCGAUGCUGCCUCAUCGCCGACCCCGGGCGCCGUGCCUCGGGCCAUGCCACCACCAGGUAUGUACGGCUACCCCAUGCCCAAGUACCCACCAGCGCCAACCCCACCGUCGCCGUAUAUGCCUGCCUCUGUGCCGCGUAUGCCCAUGCGACCCGGUCCGAACAUGGGCUACUUUCAUCAUACCCGGCAGGACCGAUGGCCUACAUAA
Molecule: messenger RNA, 2733 nt
Organism: Malassezia restricta
Lineage: Eukaryota; Fungi; Basidiomycota; Malasseziomycetes; Malasseziales; Malasseziaceae
Product: SANT domain protein
Exons: 1
Coding region: 1-2733 (910 amino acids)
Biological process (GO): regulation of transcription by RNA polymerase II
Cellular component (GO): Set3 complex
Source: RefSeq, a predicted model, not a curated record